AUGAAUCGCUUCAAGGUCAUCCUGAAGUUCCUCCUGGACCAGAAAUCCACUAUUGGGUACAGCUUAAUGGCUCUGUUUACUCUAGGUGGGGAGCGAGUCUUCAACAGGGUCUCCUUUCAGUGUCCUUGUAACCACCAGCAGAACUUUGCCUAUGGGCUGACCUUUCUUCUGGGCCCAGCUGUGGUUCUACUUGUUUUGGGUCUGUUCCUUAGUACCAGAUUCUGGAAGCUCUUUACCGGCUGCUGUCUGAACCCAAAGAAGCUUCUCCCCAAGAAGAACAACUGCGAUAGCCUUCCAGAGCUCAUGAGCGUCUUCUGGGGGGCAUGUGUGGUCCCCAUCAUGUGGCUGUGCAUUGCCCUCAUGAGCGGGACCUUCUAUGAGUGUGCAGCCAGUGGGCUGAAAAAACACCUUGUGGUGGAUCACUUCUGCAAAAACAAGACAAUAAAGUGUCUGGAGGAGUUGGCCCAGGUUCCCUGUGAACGCUCCAAACUGCCCAGUGAGGAGCGUGCAGAGCUUCGCCUGAUGUUCAAGGCCCAGUCACAGGUAAGAUAUACAGUACACCUGAGCAUCCCACCAAUCACAUAGAGGCCCUCUUUUCUGCCUGUGUAGUGUCUUAUGCAGAUCUGGAGGUGCUCUGUCUGGGUAAAUAACCCAUGAUGUUGUUUUUUUUAUGCCUGGUAUGAAAUCAUAAAUGUAUAACACAAAAUGCUUGUUAGUGAUACCUAUGAACACAAAUUCACAAACAUUUAAGUUUUGCAGAAUAAUUUAGACUUUGUCACAUUAAUAAUAAAAUAAUGUACUUUUACUUUGAUAUAUUGGCUACACACUCAUCCCUACUUUUACUUGUCAGCAGUGUAUUUGAAGUUACUAAUUUUUACCACUGUCACUCACAAAGCAUCAGUAUGACUAAGCAAAGAGGUGGGAUCAUCUGAUAUUCAGUGUUCAGUAAUUACUGCAGUCAGUGCUGUUGUAUUUGUGUAACUGUGGUGGUAACAACAUCAGCUGAGCAGUACGAUGGAGCAACUAAGCUUUCAGGUGAUAAACUGAGGUGUUGAUGCCAUUAUAAUAAUAUAAUUAUUAUUGAAAAUAACAGCCCUUUCUAAGUUUAUUUUUUUUUAACAACAUAAAAUCAGAUGGUGAACAUCAAAACCUCUUCACCGCAGAGGAUAAAAUCUUUUUUCUUUUGUAGUGUAAAGGGUCAUUUCAAAGAGCUUGACUGGAUCUUUCCAUUCAUUUCAUUUACCAUGGUAAAGCAACUGUUUUUCAGAUGGAGACUACACCUAUUUACUCAAUGACGGAGGUAUGGCAUAAAACAGCUGCUGCUUGUUUUAUCCUUUAAGAUACUGCCCCUCUGAUUCUGCUGAAGAAAGUUUCCUCUUUCUAAUGAGUCUGCACAAACUCUGCAGAACUGCUGUAGUGCACCAGAACCAACAAAGUCAACGCCCUUUAAUGUAUUUUAAGAAAUACAUUAAUUGCUGUUGUGAGCAGGUUAUGAUAGGUGAACACUGACUGAGGCAUCCCCAGACCCCUUUGGUGGUGCAAACAGCAAAAUAACAUUUAUUCAGAGAUUUAGUCACAUUCACCUGCAGGUUUUUACUUAAAAAGAAGAAGAAGAGAUAGGAAAAUAUAUUGUGCAAUCAUUUUUUUUUUUUUUGGUCAUUUAUUGUUUUUGUAUUUUUCAAAGAUUAAGAAAAGGAAGAAAGUUAAAAGGGAACUUUGAUUUUUGGUUCGCAGCAUUUUUUUUAAAAAGAUAUAUGGUCUUGGUCUCACCCCAAUCUCCACCUGCUCUGGUCUCAGUCUUGCCUCAGUCUUGAUCUCUUGCUCUUGUUCUGGUCUUGGUCAGUGUGGUCUUGACUUCAAUGCUAGCUCUUAGAGUUCAAAUAUCAUAGGUAGAACGGUUGUAAUAGAUUCAUCAUGCUCAGUUUAUUCUAGCAUUAGUAGAUCUGUGCUUUGUCUGCAUAUCAAUACAAAGGUGAUUAAUUUAAACAUGUAACUACUUUAAAUUUAUUUAACUGUGACUGUUACUUAGGCGGAUGGAAACUUGUUCCAAAAAAAAAAAAAGAAACUUGUUCCAAAAAAAAACGUCGAAAACAUCAACUUUGUUUUGGUUGUUUUUGACUGUUUCUGUAUUUGAAUGGGAGCAGAGAAAUACCAAUGGACACCUUUGAUGCAGACAGGAUUUCUGUCAAAACAGGGGGAAAAAUUGUUUCUCAAAGUAAAAUUGUCUCAGUUUUACUUUGAGCAAGGAGGUGAUUGAAUGUGUCCCAACAUACGGAGGUAAAUUGAGAUAAAAGCACAGCCAUGAGACCUGAGACUCCUUCAGACAAGUCAAAUGUGCACACGUAAAAUCAAGAUUUUUGCAGUGUGUUUCUUGCAGAUGCUCAUAUUGUGAGAUUGAUAGUUCUGUGAUGUAUUGUGCAGCCAUAAUUUAUCCCCUCACUUUCUCAAUUAUCAGUUCAUAUCUCUCCGUGUCUCUGCACAGAUCUUGGGCUGGAGCAUCAUCAUCAUUGCAGUCGUUGCCGCCCUCCUGGGAAUCUGCCUCAGAUACAGUUGCUCCGAAGUCAGCUACCUGCAGCUCACCUUCUGGAAACACUACAUGGAGAAAGAGAAGGAACACUUAAACACCUUCACUGUGAAAUACGCUUCAAAGCUGGCUAAGAGGAACAUAAAGAGCUUCUUUGAGAACAAACCCCCUGGCUUGUUCCCCUUACAAACUCACGAGGCAUGGAAGAAGAUCUCUACAUACAGCACCUUCUCCAAAGGCAAGGAGUGCUACAGCAAUCUACACCAAUACGUGGAGAUGAGAGAUUGGGAUUUGUCUCUGGAGGAGAAACCUGUCCAGGACUAG
This is a messenger RNA of Xyrichtys novacula (pearly razorfish), 2848 nucleotides long. NCBI's taxonomy places the organism in Eukaryota, Metazoa, Chordata, Actinopteri, Labriformes, Labridae. The record is from the annotation of a GenBank genome assembly.